ACUGUGUCACAUGACUGAGCGGCAAACUCCGCUUUAUAAGUAACAAGGGGAGGGGAAACUCCGCCUCCGUCACGCGCCAAUCCCCGCCCUCAGCCUAUUAGCGGCGGCGCUUCCCGGCUGGUCUCCAUAGUAACGGGAGAUAUGGAGCCUACGGGAAGCGUCGAGAGUCGGAGACAACGGGCGGAGGAUUCCGGACAGUGGCAGCUGUUUCGGUUUUGGGAUGAGCUGAGCCCGGUGGAAAAGGAGGCGCUGCUGGAUCAGCUGGAAAUGCUUGAGCCCCGGGAGUUGAAGGAGCACUGUCUGCGGGCACAGGAGGCGUAUGUGCGGGACAUCAGCGCCCCCCAGCGGCUGGAUGAUACAAUGCAGCCUGUACCCUCACUGUUACUGGGCAGCGUCCGGCACAGCAGCACCGGGGAGCUGGACUCAUGGGAGAGACAGGGGUUUCAUCAGAUUGCGCAGAACAAGGUGGCCGUCCUUCUUCUUGCUGGGGGUCAGGGAACCCGUCUGGGGGUGACGUACCCCAAAGGAAUGUACAGAGUGGGCCUGCCGAGUGCUAAAACCCUGUACCAGAUCCAGGCAGAGCGGAUCCUCCGGGUGCAGCAUUUGGCCAGUGAGCAACAUGGCGUCUCCUGCAUCGUGCCUUGGUACAUCAUGACGAGCGAGUUCACUUUGGGUCCCACACGCAAGUUCUUUGAGGAACACGACUACUUUGGGCUGGAGAGGUCGGACGUGAUCAUGUUUGAGCAGAGGAUGCUGCCGGCGGUGGGAUUUGAUGGAAAGGCCAUUCUGGAGGAUAAAGCUAAACUUGCUAUGGCUCCAGAUGGGAACGGGGGUCUGUACCAGGCUCUGUCUGAUAACCGCAUCCUGGAGGACAUGGAAGGGAGGGGCAUCCAGUACAUUCACGUCUAUUGUGUGGACAACAUCCUGGUCAAGAUGGCCGACCCCGUGUUUAUUGGCUUCUGUGUCAGCAAAGGGGCCGACUGUGGGGCCAAGGUAGUGGAGAAGGGGUACCCGGCCGAGCCAGUGGGGGUGGUGUGUCAAGUAGACGGCGUUUAUCAGGUGGUGGAAUACAGCGAAAUAAGCCCCGAAACUGUGGAGAAACGCAAUCCUGAUGGCAGCCUGACCUUCAGCGCUGGAAACAUCUGCAAUCACUUCUUCACUGUGCCCUUCCUCAGGGCUGUCACUGGGUCGUUGGAGCCGCGCCUGAAUUACCACGUAGCCAUAAAGAAAAUCCCUUACGUGGACAAUGAGGGAAAUUUGGUGAAACCGACGCGACCAAACGGGAUCAAAAUGGAGAAGUUUGUGUUCGACGUCUUCCAGUUUGCAAAGAACUUUGUUGCCUUUGAGGUGCUGAGGGAGGAAGAAUUCUCGCCACUAAAGAACGCGGAUACGGCCGAUAAGGACACCCCAACAACAGCGAGGCGGGCGCUUCUGUGGCAACAUUACCGCUGGGCAAAGAGAUCCGGCGCCCGCUUUUUAGAUGAGAACGGCAGUCCCAUACCUGACAGCUACAGGAUUUCAAGCGAGUUCGACCCUCCAGCUGUGUGUGAGAUCUCCCCUUUGGUGUCGUAUUUCGGAGAGGGGUUAGAAUCAUACGUGAAGGACAAAGACAUCUCCUCUGAGCCUUUUAUUGUGGAGAGAAGUGACUCCGGGCCAGUACCAGUCUGACCCAGCGGCUACUACAGAUGCCAAUAGGGAAGCCAUUGCUGUGACUGACAAUCUCCGCUUCUCUCCAAUUACAUUGUAAGGCAGGGCUGUUCAACUGGGGCCUGUAGGCAGGAUGUGGCCCCUGAAGAUGCUGCGUAUGGGCCCUGUUGGAAGCAAAACCCCCUCUCUCUUCUUGUAGCCAAAGAUUAAAGCCACUCUGCACUUUUAGCCAAAUGUGGGACUGACUUGCCACUGGGCAUGGGAUUUAAUGAGGCCCCCCUGCACUGCCACUUCUGAUUGCGUGUUGUCACUGCCAACUCUGUGGCAUUUUCUAAUGUCUGAUGUUUUCUCUUUUAAAUAAACGCCCUGCUCCAGAUUCUGCUGCCGCCUCCAUCCUCUUCCUCAUUGAUCUCUAUAGUGCCAGCCAGUUCCACUGUACUGUAUAAGGACUACAGCGUAUGAAUGGCAGCCAGCGACCCUGCCCACAAGCAAUAUGGCAGCUCCCAGCCCAGAUGUUAUAUCAACAAAGUGACUAUUUUUAGUUUUUUUUAUAAAUCAUUCAAUGCCAGAAGCUGCCCAUGCCCAGGUGGCACUUACAGUUGUACUUACUGUCUGUAUUGCAAUAAAUAGCUCUGGGACUCCCA
Xenopus laevis (African clawed frog) is the source of this 2291-nucleotide messenger RNA. RefSeq names its product UDP-N-acetylglucosamine pyrophosphorylase 1 like 1 L homeolog (gene uap1l1.L). The transcript has 9 exons. Gene Ontology annotation, molecular function: uridylyltransferase activity; UDP-N-acetylglucosamine diphosphorylase activity. The record is from RefSeq and is a predicted model, not a curated record. The coding region runs from base 142 to 1668 and encodes 508 amino acids. Lineage: Eukaryota; Metazoa; Chordata; Amphibia; Anura; Pipidae. Gene Ontology annotation, biological process: UDP-N-acetylglucosamine biosynthetic process.